AUGUUGGGCCCAAGCACGAUACUUUCUUGGUUUGCCUUGAGCUUGGUGGUCAGCAAUGUUGUAGCGCUCGAUGUCACCGAAUUGUUCAACCUCCCUGCCAGUGGCAAUUCGUACGGAGACUGUUCUUCGUACAAGUCGAGGUUAACCAACUAUGUCGGCGAUUUCUCAACACUGGCUACACAAAUGCAUAAUGCAGUCCAAUGGGCGCAGCAAACGGGACAAACACAGCAGACAAUCGUUGCGCGGGAGCUCUUCACAUCCUGGUUUGGUAUUAGAUUUGACGGUAAUGGAGCGCUCCAUCCGGACAGUCAGACGGCGUGGAAUGUUGUCACGGAUCACAUUCAGCGCCUCCAAGACCUUAUCACCAAUGAUGGCGUGUACCAGGCUUGGACAUCUCCAGCGAAUCUAUUCUGUGGUGAUUUUGGAGAACCCUUUUCAUGGAACACUUAUAUGCUUGAUAGCGCAGGCGAGUAUGUAACACCCUUCACCUCAGUUGCAGAAGUGUAUGGAGACUGGGCGAGCUACAUUGGAGGUGAACAAGUACCAUACUGGGUUCCAUCGCUGAACGAGUACUAUCUCAUAUCCCCCACAACUUUUACGGCGGGUGCGAUGUGUUCUGAUACUAGUGGGUUGGAAGGGCUCAACUCCUUCGGCAAUUCUGCCUCCCUAAAGAGUUUAAAUCGUAAUGGGUUGAAUUAUCCCGUUUUUCGAAAACCACUUUCGGACUUUGUUUUGAUUUGCCCAAACAUGCUGAAGGACAACACACCCAGUGAUACCUCGGCUGGUAACACCCUGCUAAGUGAUAUUGGCGUUCUUACUGUGACGGCGGACUUGAUCGACAGGGCACAACUAAGUUUCAUCAAGCCCAGGUCCACCGUGAUGCUUCAUGAAAUCUUGCAUAUGGUGACCAGGUGGGAUCAGAGCGGAAACACUGUGGUAAGCGGACAAAACAUGAUUGUGGAUCAUAGCUAUCUUAUGAUGGACUGUCUCGCCUUGGCACUCGAUCCCUAUGCGCUUGGUACAUCCGUGGCAAAGUUUGCUUAUCAGAAUACUGAAAAUUACGUUCAUUUUGCUUUGGCUUGGUGGUACUAUAACUCGAAAACUGUGGGAACCGCGACCCCGGCCACCUUUUAUGCUGGAUUUCUUCAAAAGUGGGACCAUACCUAA
Molecule: messenger RNA, 1167 nt
Organism: Aspergillus vadensis CBS 113365
Lineage: Eukaryota; Fungi; Ascomycota; Eurotiomycetes; Eurotiales; Aspergillaceae
Exons: 3
Coding region: 1-1167 (388 amino acids)
Source: RefSeq, a predicted model, not a curated record